Molecule: messenger RNA, 6061 nt
Organism: Trichoplusia ni (cabbage looper)
Lineage: Eukaryota; Metazoa; Arthropoda; Insecta; Lepidoptera; Noctuidae
Gene: Abp1
Product: drebrin-like protein
Exons: 9
Coding region: 97-1806 (569 amino acids)
Biological process (GO): positive regulation of dendritic spine morphogenesis; regulation of actin filament polymerization; neuron projection morphogenesis
Cellular component (GO): site of polarized growth; postsynaptic membrane; postsynaptic density
Molecular function (GO): actin filament binding
Source: RefSeq, a predicted model, not a curated record
UGUUGUGAGUCAGGCGAUUUAUCGGCGUUUUAUUUUGCUUUUUUCCUGUAAUUCGGCUUCUUUAUUUCACGUAGGAGUUAGUACAAAUAAUGUAAAAUGGCCAUAAAUUUAGAUAAACACAAACAGGCGUUAGUCGCUGGGUGGAAAGAUGUGUUAGACGAGAAAAGUGAAACCAACUGGGCCUUAUUUGGCUAUGAUGGCCCAUCAAAUGACUUGAAGUUCAUCAGCAAAGGCGAUGGAGGUCUAGACGAACUCAUUGAUGAGUUCAACAGCGGCAAAAUCCAAUAUGCCUUCCUUAAAGUGGACCAGCCCAAUGGAAGUAUAUCUAAAUAUGUACUUAUCAACUGGCAAGGUGAGGGCGCGCCGACAGUCCGCAAGGGAACAUGCGCGAACCACGUGAAGCAAGUGGCGAGCUUCUUCACCGGCUUCCACCUCACCAUGCAUGCCCGCACGGAGGACGACCUCGACGAGAAGCUCAUCCAGGACAAGGUGGCGAAGGCUGGCUCAGCCUUCAACUUCAAGUCCAGUCGGCCCGAGGAGAUGCCGCCCAGUGGACCUGUUGGGACUGCCUAUCAGAAGGUUAACCCAGUGCAAGAAAUAAAUUCUAAAGAAAGGGACCAGUUCUGGCUGAAAGAAGAACAAGAAGAGAAGAAAAGAGUGGAAGCUGAGAGGAAAAGGAGAGAUGAGGAAAAAAGAAAAGCAGAAGAGGCUGCCAGAAAAAGAGAUGAACUGGAGGCAGAAAGAAGAGCCAAGGCAGAGCAAGAGAGGUCGCCGCCGUCCCCUGCGGGCGGGGCUGCGGGCGGGGCGGCGGGCGGCGCGGCGGGGGCGGGCGCGGGCGGCGCGGCCGAGGCGGUGCGGCGGCAGCGCUCCGCCGAGGCGCGCCAGCUCAUCGGGGCCUCCACCGCCGCCGCCCGCGCCAUGUUCCAGCAGAACCUGGCGCAGGGACAGAUACACACGCACAGAUCAAACUCAGUAACGCCAGAGAAACCAGUCCGGAGUUCAGUGAUAGCACAACGUAUAAACACAUUUACUCAAGCUCAAUCACCGCAGCCGGUGUCACCGAUCAAAUCCCCAACCAAACUAGAACCGCCAGCCAAAUCACUCCCAGAGGCCGAAGAACAAACAUCAACGAGUCCGCUUAAAAACAUCGAUAAGAUCAAAAUGAGUCUCGAAACUCCCUCCCAGAUACAAUACGAGCCAAUCAUAGACCCAGCAGAUCUAAGUCCGAGUACUGAGAACGAACCAACAUCGUUCAGCGCUGUUGCGUACACGGAAUACAACCAAGAGAAUUCGUACCGAGAUAUCGAGCCGCUAAAGCAAAGUGAACCGAUGAUUAAACAGAACAUUCUCGAAAAUGAUAUGUUUGAUGCAUCGUACUCUAGUUCUAAUGAGAAUGAUGAUGAUGACAGUGAUAAUAAGUUCAGUACUAUUAAGCGGUCGCCAUACAGUAAGAAUAAUGUCGCGGAUGAACGAGAGCGCUCCGAGCUCAGUCGACAGAAUACUGUUAUAGAGAAUGUUAAUUUCAAGAAAGAUUUGAAUGGGACUACGCUUGAGGAUGUGUCACCCGAGGGCAUGGAGGAUGAAGGCGCGAUAUAUGAAGAUUUGGACGAUGACCCCGGUCUCACCGCGAGAGCUUUAUAUGACUAUCAGGCCGCGGAUGAAUCCGAGAUCACAUUCGACCCUGGCGACAUAAUAACUCACAUCGAGCAGAUCGACGCGGGCUGGUGGCAGGGGCUCGGCCCUCACGGCGUGUUCGGCCUGUUCCCCGCCAACUACGUCGAGCUACUGCCCUGCCAGCCGCGCUAGACUACCUAGAAUAUCUACAACCUAGGCCGAACAACAAGGAUGUAACAGUGAUGCCUGUGCCCCUAGAUAAGUUAUAUUUUUACGAGUGUGAUCGCUGAUCUAAUAGAAAGUAGAACAUCAUGAAUACAUAACAGAGAUGUUAUGGAGUUAUAUAAACCUAAAAUUUCUUAUAUCCGAAAUUAAGAACUGUUCGUAUCCAUACCUCAGUUCCAUAAGUUUCGGAUACGGGUGAAGACUUUUUAAAAGGUUAUUGUCGAACGAAAUGUCACACAACAGGGUUCGUCUCUUGAGUUUAUCAUUUCUCUUCUGCAAUUCCGAAACGGUCGAGUAAUCCAUUUUUUUGUCGUAACCAUAACCGUAACUGAAUCCAACGAUUCGAUCAACGCUUUCACUUGUAAAAAUAUUAUUUGUCUACGGGUGCUUUGGACUAGUGUAUUGUAAGUCAUAUAACUCAAAAAUCCGUUUGCGACUUAUAUGUUUUAAUUGUGUUAACUGUUUAAUUUUGUACUGGGGAACUUAAUAUUUAAUCUUGACUUUGCUUGAGUUUUAGACAGUAACAAAUCUAAUGAACUUGUAAUAAUAUGAAUAAUCUAUGUGUGUAAAUAGAUGGGAUCGAAUAUUGUUUUUCCUUCAUACGACUAUGCACAGCAUUAAAAAAAUAUAAAAGAUAUAUAUUUAGCUUGCUUAUGUUAAUAUUAAGGUCCCUAGGAAUCCGAAUUAAUUUAAUUUCAUAUUCUGUGCCCAUAUGUCUUACUUCUUACAGUUUUUGGACGAUGCGUUACAAUCUAUACUUGUCAUAGCGCAUUUUAUUUGUCACGUGACUGUCACGUUGUUUGACUUUUAAGUCUGUACGCACAUAAUUUUUUUCAAUAAGUUCGUUCGAUUUCGAUUUUAAACUCAAUAUUUUGUUUUUAUCUUCAUCAAAUUAUAAAGUUACCGUUCUUCGAAAAUGGCUGUUUUAUACGAAUCGAUGCCGGUACAAACAUGUAUAGCAUAAUAAUUAUGUGACGUCAAGCACAUACAUUGUUCUACGUAAUUUGCAAUGCAUGAAACUUCGUAGGAUUCCCUGAACAUUCGAAAAAAAUACCCAAUAUUCGCUCCACAUUAUUAAAAUAUAAAUAAGAUUAUUCUAGUAAGCGUUAUAAAAUGCGAGAGAUUGUUAUUAGUAUAAAGAUAAUGAGGACUGAUGCAAUACCCAUGUUAUAUGGUUAACAGAAGCAUGAAACCCGGCCCUAUACACGCUUUUUCUAAUAAAAGUGUAACUCACGAAGCUACUAAACUUAAAUGUAACCCUGUGUGACUUGUGCGAGUGUUAUCGCUGAUCACAACGCUCAAAUGUAUGGAAGAUAAGUCUAGUCACGUGAUUUAUCAAUAAAUAAUUUGAUUGCUUGGAGCUUAGGUCAGCUGUACUCAACACUAUUUAGGGGGUCUUAAUUAAAACGGGCGCUAGAGGUGGGCAACCAACAAAGGCCCAUCGCCACAGGUUGAGUACAGCUGAUGAAGAUGGUAUUGAAAAUUAAAACGAAAACAGUCGAGCAUUUUGGUAAUAUUUAAAUAGUAUUUACCCAUAAUGCUAAUAAAUUAUCGACAAAGUCUCAUGUAAAAGUCUUAAAUAAGUAUUUCUUCUCUAUUUAUAAGAUGCCAGGGUCGGGGUAAAAACAUUGAUAGCGUUAAUGUUCAUCGGCCGAAUAUACUAGUCUGAGUAGGUCAAAGGUCAAAAGUAAAAAUAUUUUUUAAUUCUUAUCAUGUCUACUAAAUAGUUUACAAUACAAGUUUAUAGUGUUUCUACUCAAAAUCUAAAUAAUUUUCAACAUUUUCAAGAUUCUUCAUAGUUUUAGGUAAAUAUUCAAUUUUCUUACUAGUAAUACAAGAUACCUGUAUGUUGGCAACACUUACAGUAGAGUUGGAAGCAAUUUAGACUGUGAUGCGAAAGAAUUUUUAGUCAACUUUGGGAUUUUCAAAUUUUUGAUCGAAUGAACUUUAUAGAUUUAGAUUUUUUUAUACCUACUUUUAGACUAGGCAGUGCUGGCCCAAAUAGUUAAAUAGUGAUGUCGAAAUACACUUGAACUCUUCAACUAAUGAAUUUUGAUAUAGCAGUAGUGGCUGCAAUACUUAACUUGGAAUACAGUUAUUAAUGCAAUCUCUUGGUUUAGUAUAAAUUAAAUAAAUAUAAAAAAUAAUAAGAAAUAAAAGACAAGGCCUAACAGCCGCUUAUUUGAUUAAUAAUAAACUUCAUCUUGAUUCCAAAAUGUAAUGAAAGAAAAUUCAAGAUAUCUUCUCUAUAUAAAAGAGGGAACGUGAUUUGUUGAAAAAUACUGCUGCUUUAAUAUCGAUUUAUAUCGUUAAUUUGAAAAUUAUGAAGCUAUCGCUCGAUUUUUUUUAAGUUAAUAAUGUUUUAAGAGCUUAAUAAACUACAUUAGUAUUUUUUUUAAGUUUAGUCAUUUAAGAAGUUCAUUUAAACUCGACACGAGUUAUUUAGACUGCCAUUUAUUUAUGAAAAAAAAAAAAUAAUAUUUUAAGCAUUUAUAUUAUUAAAGACUUCUGCAUUUCUUAUUUUUAAAGCAUUUAGGGACUAAUUUUAUUGGCAAAAUUUACGGAGUCGCCAACAUUCGGCCAAAGCGAAAAUUAAAUAUUUUGAUGUAGAGAAAAUGGAAGUAAAAUAGAGUACCUAUUCCAUUUUAUGUGCUAGUAAUCUAGCUUGAAUUUAAUUACAGUGCUUUAUUUACUGAUUAUAUAAAGCUUUAGCUGUACUUAUAUUACGUUAAGGCUCAUCAGCCUGCUAGUAAAAUUCAUGUAUUUUAUUUCUAUUUUCAUGAUUUGACAAAAAAAUUGAAUUAUAUUGGUGUUAAUGUUUGUUUACAUGUUUGUUUACAUGUCGUUUUGUAUAUAUUUGGAAGUAACGUGAAGUAUAAACAGUCAAAAAAUAACGGAAGCCUAUUUGAAAUGAAUCAAUGACAUGUAAAUGAAAACCGGAAGGAACAAUUGAACAAAAAUGUAAAAAUAGUAAUAUUUUUUCUGCAAUGAGUCAUAAGUAAUUAUAAAAUUACAUCAUUAUUAUCCUUUUACCUCCCAACUAUUCGAACUAAAUGUAUAAUAUUAUGUAGUGCCAAAAUUAACACACAAAAUACUGUACUAUGUCACAAAGAGACACACAAAUAUAUUGGAAUACAGAUUUAGUGUUUGUAGUUAAUUAGUUGCAGAUUUAAACUAUUUUUAAAGUAUUAAGUUUUGUUACGAGGCAUACUUUUGCUUAGCUUACCUUAGGCAAUAUUACUGGAAUAUAGAAUCAGUGUUUUAAAUGUACAGAUGUUUAUUGUUAGCAUGUGCUUUAAUUUACGUGUAUUUACAGGCCGUAUGUCUUUUAAAACUUGUCAUUUUUUGGUAAGGCAGAGGAAUUCCCACGGACACUACCUCCUGAAAAGGAUGUAGGUAGUGUGAGAAUUUUACUGACUAAACCCGAACUGCCGUGAAACGUCUACCGUGUUUCGUCGGUGUGUGUGAUAAUGAUAAUGCAACGCAUGUUAUUUAUCACGCACCACCCAUUAUAGUUACUUUGUGAACUGUGUAUCAUAAGAUCUGUAAACCUAUAUACUUGUUUGUUUUUAAAGGUAUACGAUUACGUCAUCAUACGGCCUGAAUCAUCAUCAAAUAGUAUAUUUUAAAGAUGAAUAUAAAUACUACAUUAUCUAAAGAACAUUUAUCCCCUAUAGUCUCAAAUAGUUUUUAGCACUCCAUAUUAAGUUUGUCUUUAUCACGAUUUUUGUUUUAUUUUACUGUGUAAGCCUGUUGAUGGUCCUAUUUUAAUCAGUUUCGUUUGUCUCAAGGACUUCCUAGAAAUGUAUGUAAUUACACAACGUAUUUAUUUUUCAAUAUCUCCGGUGACUAUUGAACAGGCAUUUGCAGUGAAAUAGUAAGCCUUCUAGUUAUUGUAUAGCACUAUUGUGUUAGUGUUUUCGCUCUGAAUCCAGCCUUCAACAUACUAUGUAUUUUUAAGGAAUGUUAAAGUCAAUGUGCCCCAAAUAGAUGAUUAUCUAAGACUAAGCUUCGCCUUUACUUCUUCUAUACAUAAAUAUAACGUAAGUCAUGUAAGUGAGAUGUAUUUUUCGUAUUACGUUGAUAAAUAUGUUCUCUAUUGUACCUAUAUUAUUGCAAUAUAAUUUUUAUGUGUAUGGUGCUCCAAUGUAUUGUAAUUUGUAACAUAGGUUUACAUUUGUAUCCUAAUAUUUUCGAAAUAAACAAGUCCUAGAUUCCGGAA